Molecule: messenger RNA, 2742 nt
Organism: Salmo salar (Atlantic salmon)
Lineage: Eukaryota; Metazoa; Chordata; Actinopteri; Salmoniformes; Salmonidae
Product: prostaglandin E synthase 3
Biological process (GO): prostaglandin biosynthetic process; telomere maintenance via telomerase; chaperone-mediated protein complex assembly
Cellular component (GO): nucleus; cytosol
Molecular function (GO): Hsp90 protein binding; protein-folding chaperone binding; prostaglandin-E synthase activity
Source: RefSeq, a predicted model, not a curated record
AUGUUACAGAUCGUGUGUGUGUGUGUGUUGCCACGGUAACGGCGUUCAACCCAAGCUUCAGGUAAAGUGCGUGCAAGAAACUUCCCCCGACAUCAGAGAAUGAUCCAGAAAGGUCUCCAGACGGUGAUAGUGAAACCAGCGAAUUCGAGAGAUACGUCAUUGCGCAGGAGAACGAGGAAACAUUUUGCCCUGUCAUAUUUAGCUACCGAUUGAACUCAAUAUCCAACAGCACAUUGUGACGAAUACUGCCUUUCUGGAGCGGAAAGAACUAGAUCGCAAGAGAUGCAGCCAGCAACAGCAAAGUGGUAUGACAGAAGGGACUCAGUGUUCAUUGAGUUCCUGGUAGAAGACAGCAAAGAUCUUCAAGUAAAGUUUGAAAAAUCUAAACUUGAUUUUCGUUGUGUUGGCGGGAUUGAAAACCUCAAACACCAAAAUGAAUUGGACCUUUUUGACUCAAUUGACCCCAAUGAGUCCAAGCACAAACGUACGGACAGGUCUGUGUUGUGUUGUCUAAAGAAAGCAAAGGCAGGUAUUGCAUGGCCACGGUUAACGAAGGACAAGGCAAAGUUUCAAUGGCUGGGUGUCGACUUCAACAACUGGAAAGACUGGGAAGAUGAUUCUGAUGAGGAUCUGUCCAGUUUCGACAAGUUCUCAGAGAUGAUGAACACGAUGGGAGGAGAAGACGGUAUGCCAGAUCUGGGCAUGGGUGGUAUGGAAGGUCUAAAAGAGCACGACAGUGAUGAUGAAAAGAUGCCAGACUUGGAGUAAUGGGAGCAUAAAGGAAGUUCUGUAACCGAUGACAACAAGGAAGUAAAGCCUCCAAAGGUCGGUUGAAGAGAAAGAUUAGAGAUGAGUUAUUGGUAGCCAUAUUUGAAAGGAGGAAACGUCACCCGUUUUCCAAACACAUCACAGGAAACUCGCUGACGAAAGACUGUCUGUCGUAACAUGACACCAGAGCAUUCUUCAGCCACUGUCCUAGGUGUGGUGCUGUUCUAAUUCUGCAUGGAAAAUUCAGUUGUUUCCAUGACGUGUUGUUGUGGGGUUUAGUUAUAUUGUCCUUUAACUUAACCAGGGGCCACGUUGUGGAACAUUUAGAUUGAAAUACGUAAUGUGGAUCAAACACGCCUCUGACAUGUAGAAUUAAGGAAUCAUGUCGGUUCUAUUCAUGCUAUUUCUAUCUGCAACGUUUGACAAUGUUUGCCUGCUGAAUGUUGCCCUGCUCUGAUGGGAUAAUAUCUUAGUUACACCCCACCUCUCCCUUUUUUAUUUAAUAAUGUCUGUGAGGUUACGUAUUGAAUUUAGACAUAUUUGUGAAUUCUAAAUGAGGGAUAAAAACAGGUUUCAAAACAACCGCCUAUUUUCAAUAAAGUAGUUUCUUUUUUAAAUUAAAAUGCCCCAUUUUAUUGUUCAUACUGUUCAUUUUGUUUGAUUGAUUUUCCUUAAUGUAUCUAUAGUUUUAACUCAAAGCAAAUAUUUUCCCAGUGUACAUUAACGUGCAAAUAUUACAGGUAAUAGUGCAUUCAUUGAUUUUAAAUAUUGAGGUAUUUAAAUGAAUAUGCAUGUUAAACUUAUUUUACAGUAUAACAUAAGUUAUAAUGGUACAACCUUUCCAUGCAAUUGCAUUUUGCGAGGAUGUUUUUUCUUUAGUAUAUAUCAGUGUAAAUACUGAACAUUUUCAAAGGAUACACCGGUAGUUUACUUCAAUGCAGUGGUCGUUGGACAUUUUGUAUCCAACAAAAGUGUAGGAGCAGAUAUCAAAAAUAUGAUUUAUUCUAUUUUCAAAGGGGUGCAGAAACAUAACAAAAAUAUAACUUGUCAAUAAAUUACCUAAUUUAAUUUGCAAGUGUUAAAGCAAAUGCACUACUAUGUUUCGGCAACCUUUUGUUUUUGCAGAUCAGGUUAAAUAAAUUUCAGUUUGUUAAAUGCAGUGGGAAUUUUUAUUUCCGUAUUUCUAAUAAACUGUCUGAGACUAAGUUGAUGUUUGGAGGUUGUCCGGUUAAAUACAGUGUCUCUUGCUACUUAAAGUGAGAAUAACAUGUCUCCUAUAGAGGGUAUGAACAAAGAUUCAUUUUUUAUUUCAGCAGUUGUCACUUAAAUGCUGAUACAUCCUCUGGCCACCUGGUAGUGCUGAUGGUCUACCAUGGCUACAAACCCACAUAUAGGCUAUUGAGAGAAUCUAUUCAGAUUAGGAACCAUCAUAGCAAUAUUAUGUGCUGCCAGUCUAGGAUACCUUACCUUUUGGACAGUCCCACUUGAAGUUUUCAUUUUCCUCAAUAAAAUUAUUUCAUGUUGGGUCAGUAUAGGAGCAUGCUAAAUGCCACAACUGUGUGCCAUUCAGAGAGACUAAUAUGAGACUUUAGUAAACACUAACACACACUAAUUGGGGUCUUAAUGUUGGUAACAGUUUGUAAUAUUCUCCUUAUCGAAGAUGUAUGCACAAACCAUUAAUUGCAAGUCCAUUUUUAUUUACAUAAAUUCAAUCCCUGUUGGAGUUAAUAAAUAUCAGAUUUAUAUUGGGGUUAGAUUUUACAAUUGGGUUAGAAAUAAUGUAUAUUCGGUUAAAGGGGAUUGGAGCCAAGUGAGUUUAUAUUAUUAUUACCCUAAAUGAACGCUCUGUAAUAUUGUAUGUCAUUGAGACCAGUAGUGACAGUGCCCAUCAUUUACCAACAGAAAUAUGAGCAUCUUAAUGAAAGAUAUUUGUGUAAUAAUGAGAGUUUUGUGAAAAUAAAGAUCUAAAACACC